AAGUGGGGAGUAUAAGGCUUAUCGUUCUUGCUAUGAAACGUUAAGUAGUUCAUGUUCUCAAGCGUAUCUUUGCAGUUGUAGCUAUGGCGUGUUUAAGUUCGAGUAGGCUUUGUGCUCGUGUGCAGGAUAAGUUAAUGUGUCAAUUUGGACAAAAAGUUCGAAGGCAAACUUUAUUUGUGAAACUCAAACCUCCUGGACCAUCACCAUUGCGGAUAUUUGGAAAAACUUGUCAGAGAGUGACGACAUGCGGACCAGCAUGUGGCACUUCGGGUACAACUGUCACAGGUGCAGUUCGAAGGUUGGCAUCCAGCAUGCAAAGCACCAGCACUGGUUCUCUACCAGAUUACGGUACACAGAUAGUUGACCCAUACCGUCUUCUGGAGGACGACCUCAACGGAAUAUACGAAGAUAUACGAUCGGAACUAGAACGUAACACUAAUCAGCCUGAGUUGAACACGAUAGCUACAUACUACUUCGAUGGUCAGGGCAAGGCUCUGAGGCCGAUGGUGGCCAUAUUGACAGCGAAAGCCAUAAAUUACCACGUAUACGGAGAAAAUAGUGCACUGCUGCCAUCCCAGAGGCAGGUGGCUAUGAUCAGUGAGAUGAUCCACUCGGCGUCUCUCAUACAUGAUGACGUCAUCGACCAGAGCGACUUCCGGCGCGGGAAGCCGUCUGUCAAUGUACUCUGGAAUCAUAAGAAGGUCGCUAUGGCCGGUGAUUUUAUACUCGCAGUGGCAUCCAUGAUGAUAGCUCGCCUCCGCAGUGAUGAAGUCACGCUUGUGCUCAGUCAGGUGGUGACAGACUUGGUCCAGGGGGAGUUCAUGCAGCUCGGCAGUAAGGAGACUGAGAACGAACGUUUUGCGCACUACCUUACCAAGACGUAUAGAAAAACCGCCUCGCUCUUUGCUAAUUCAGUCAAAGCGGUGGCGCUGCUAUCGGGCGCAGACGAGACCACCUGCGAGCUCGCGUUCCAGUACGGUCGUAAUCUGGGACUGUCCUUCCAACUGGUCGACGAUCUUUUGGACUUUGUGUCGUCGGCGCACGGUAUGGGGAAACCGACCGCAGCAGAUCUUAGACUAGGGCUAGCCACCGCACCUGUACUGUUUGCUUGUGAAAAGUACCCGGAGCUGAAUCCGAUGAUAAUGAGGCGAUUCCAAGACGCAGGGGACGUGGAGAAGGCUUUCGAGCUGGUUCAUAAGUCGCGGGGCCUCGAACAGACUCGGUUCCUCGCUCGCAAGCACGGCCUGGAGGCGGCCCGGCUGGCCUCAGAGCUGGCGGACUCGCCUUACCAGAAGGCCUUAGUCGUGACCACUGACCUUGUACUCAAUAGGAUCAAAUAGGGUUGCCUCAUCUUCGUGCGGGAUGCUAACCAAGGUUACCACAACUUCAUACCGGUCUGUACCUAGGGUUGCCACGAAUGCAUGCGGUUCAGUAACCAGGGCUGCCACAACUUCAUAUUGGUCUGUACCUAGGGUUGCUACGAAUGCCUGCGUUCGGUAACUAUGGUUGCCACGACUUUUACUGGUCCGUACCUAGGGUUGCCACAAAUACAUGCUGUUCGGUAACCAGGGCUACCACAACUCCAUGCCGUUAUGUAACCAGGGCUGCCACACCGUUUAGCAUUCAAUCCGCACUAUCGAAAGGCAUCCACGGUUCUCAGCUUAUUGUACUCCAUAUUGGACUGCUAGUCGAGCUCGAUACGAACAAGCUUCAAAGUGCUUUUUGGUACUCAACAGGAACAUCUAAGUACUUUGCAAGCAUACAUGAAGUCGUCGGAGCUUUUAAGAUAUUUAAAGCUUCGGCGAUCGGAAUUAUGGAUACCUUUUUGAAGGUAAAGUGACAUUAAACGUUAAUUGUAUUAAGUUUUGUGUACUGUGUGUAUGGUUUAGGUAUAGUUAUGAAUGUUUUGUUUCGUGCGUCCGUGCGUCCGCGCGUCGACGCGCAUCGUGAGUCGUGAGUACUCGUCCCAGUAACACGACUCGUAGUUUUAUUUAUUUAAAUUUUUAAUUUUUCAUUAUUGUUUUGGUAAUUUUCUUUCAUCACUUGUGUGACCUGAUGUAUUUUUAAGUUUUUUUAUUUUUCUUCUAGUAUCGUAUCUCUCGUGAACUGUUUAUCCGCUUGUAGUGUAAGCGUUGUAUCCCCUGUUACCAAAUACAGAUGUACAUAAUAGUACGAUACUUUAACUAUUUCAGUAGUUUGUAUUGUACAUAACGAGACAGCAUUAGUUUAUACACGAACUAAAUAUGUACACGUGAACAUAUAUUAGUCAUAUAUUUGUUAUUUUCGUUUAUUUCGUGCAAUUUGACCGAACAUCUGAUUCAGGUGGCUGUUGUUCUUCAUAUUUUGUUCCACAUCAAACCAACAAACAGAUUGGCUAUAUAUAUAACGUUGUACAUAUUCUAAAUGUCGUCUAUGUUCUAGUUGACCGUGUUUAUCUUCGGAACCAUUUACCUCAAUUUCUUUAGUAUGUACUAGAGGUAUGCUCUUACUUAGAAUUAAUAUUUCGUUGGCAGCGCUCGUUCGCGCACGUCCAACAGAAAUGGUAUGUAUGUCAGUAUGUGUAACGGUUUUGGAGAUAAUUUGUAAAUAAUAGCAAAAAUAUAUAUAUAGUACAGUUAUAUGAGAUUUCGUUAACAAUUUUAUAUAGACACGUGUAUCAAAAUGUUUAUCAUAUGUUAUGUAUAUGAUUGUAUCUUAAAAGAUAAAGAUAAAUCUUACGUAAUGCAUAGGUAUGUUCGUGUUAUUCGGGAUCCCAUUGAGAUGAGACGUCAUUAUGUUUUACUAUUACUGUAUAGAAAUAAUAUAUGUAAAUUACGUUAAACGGGAGUCAAUGAAAUUUUUAUUUAUAUAAAUAUAUAUUUAGUCAUAUCAAAUAGAUUGUACUGUUUGUAAAUAUUAUGAUUCUUGUAAAAUGCUAAUCACGAAUAAUUUUAUAAAUAAUAGUUAAAAAAAUAUUGUUUUAUUUAAUAAACAUGUCUAUUCGA
Danaus plexippus (monarch butterfly) is the source of this 2984-nucleotide messenger RNA. RefSeq names its product all trans-polyprenyl-diphosphate synthase PDSS1 (gene qless). Gene Ontology annotation, molecular function: prenyltransferase activity. The transcript is spliced from 8 exons. Gene Ontology annotation, biological process: ubiquinone biosynthetic process; isoprenoid biosynthetic process. Gene Ontology annotation, cellular component: transferase complex; mitochondrion. Bases 84 to 1340 code for a protein of 418 amino acids. NCBI's taxonomy places the organism in Eukaryota, Metazoa, Arthropoda, Insecta, Lepidoptera, Nymphalidae. The record is from RefSeq and is a predicted model, not a curated record.